ACUAAGAAUCACUUACCACAGAGCACCGUGAAUAUCUUCUUUGGUUCGGACCGUCAACACUGCUCGGCUUCGCUAUUUCUCCUCUUUCCCUGAUCAGCAGGGCGAUCCCCCGGAACCGUUGCAACUCCUCGUUCAUCUGCUCGAUCGCCCACUGGUCUUUACAAAGCUCGCAACAGCUUCGCAACGCCUCGAACUCGAGCAAUCACAAUUGCAACAUGUUCUGGGAUGUCAAAGUCAUCACCGCUCCGUCCUCGGACACGGACCUCUCCCUGGUCGUCACGUUUGACCAGGACAAGUACUUUAUCAACUGCGGUGAAGGGACUCAACGAGCAUGCACCCAGCGAGGGGUCGGAUUCAAGAAGAUGGACGGCAUCCUGUUGACCAACAGCGGUAGCGGGGUUGGAGCUGGGUUGCCUGGCGUUCUGAUGUCGGCGGCGGAUUCGGGAGUACCAGGCGUCAAGAUCGCUGGGCCGGAGGAUGCGUUGCAGUACUUGGUUUCAUGCAGAACGUUUGUGCAGAGGGAAAAGUUCUCGGUCAACUGGUUACCUCAUCCUGAAGACCCUUCAAAACCGAUCCACCACCCCAACCACCUAUCAAUCCGUGCCAUUCCCCUCUCAUCGAUCGCCGCACCUCCUUCGUUCCCCACCCCGCAGCAAGAUUGGGAAUGGAGGGACGUCGACCUCGAGUUGGACAGCUUGUCGCCGGAUCAGCUGGCAGGGUGGAGAAGAACAGUCCUGGCGGACAUGUUCAAGAAGGAUGGGAACCUUUCUGGACAGGCCAAGGGGGCGAAUACCAACGAUACUUCUCCAGCCAACGAUCCCAAACCCAGCGGAGGAGGUUCAAUGUCCAAUCUGAAGGUGAUCAACCCGCCGUUGCCUUCGACUUCGGCCACACCGGACGGACACGUUCCGAAACCUAUCAGACAGUUCCACCCAGCUCGAAUGCAUAUCCCUCAACCCAUCCCGCACCCAUCUUUCUCCUUCACCGCUGGCUCUACCGCAGGAAUAUCCGACCCAGACCUUCGAUAUGCAUACAUCCUCCAAGCUCCACCUGUGAGAGGGAAGUUUGAUAUCAAAAAGGCCGAAGCGUUGGGUGUUCCCAAAGGACCGAGCAGGGGCCAGUUGAUUCAGGGGGGUUCCAUCGAGGUGGACGACGGGGCGGGAGGGAAGAAGGUGAUCCGAUCAGAAGAUGUCUUGGGGGAAACUCAGGAUGGAGGGGCUUUCAUCAUGGUCGAUAUCACGGCUGCCCAUCUACCGCGACUGCUAGACGAUCCGGCGUUCAAAGAGUAUCAGAGCAUCGAAAGUACGGGCAAGCCCGAGAAGCAGGCUCGGUUAGUGGUUCAUCGGAUCACGGAUGAGGUGAUGAGGGACGAGCGAUACCAAGCGUGGGCGAGGGCGUUUGGAAAGGAUACUCCUCACCUGGUGGCCAAUAUCGACCGGUGGACAGAUAGCGUGACCUUUUCAUCUAGUGCGAGGAAUAUACUCAAGCUCGGUCUAUUGGAUGACAAGCUCUUCAAGCCGAUCUGCGUGGAAGAUCUGGGCCAGAGCGAUGGACCUGCCAUCGAGCCGUUCAUCGAUCUCAAGCCGUACCAUACCACCAGAAUAUUCCCUCCAAGUCCGCCUGUGGUCGAACCGGCUGUGAAGGGUGAUCCUGGGUACCCCGCCAAGGACGAGCUGGAACGAGCCAAAGAGAUGGUUUUGCAGGAAAUGCCAGAGUAUGCUCAGCUCGUACGGGAUGCGCUGGCGAAGACGAUGGAUGUCGAUGAAGAUAUGGCUGCUGGGGACGAUCACGGGAUGAUCGUCACGCCACUCGGAACAGGCAGUGCCAUUCCUUCGAAAUACCGAAAUGUGUCGGCCACAGUCGUCGAGAUACCAGACUUUGGUAAUAUCCUGCUCGAUGCAGGGGAAGGCACGCUCGGACAACUGAAAAGGCGUUAUGGGAGCAGUCUUUGGACCGACAUGCUGUCCAAGACGAAGAUCUUGUAUAUCAGCCAUAUGCACGCGGAUCAUCAUCUCGGCGUAAGACGGAUCUUGGAAGAGCGUAUAAGGCACAACCCGACGGAGACUUUAUACCUCGUCGCGCCCUCUUUCAUCGCCCUGCACCUGAUCGAGAACGGAAUGCACCUCGACGACCCGGCGAACAAGCUUUGUUACAUCGAUAAUUACCACCUCGUCGAUGGCAUACGGACGGACACCCGAUCGCCUUCCCGGACGCCUUCGCCAGAACGAGCUGAAGGGCGUUUCGAAGGUGUGACAGAGGGCAAGCCGAGAAGAAAGAGUCCGAGACAGAUUGCUGUGCAACGUUCACGCGAAUGUUUGAGGGAGCUGGAUUUGGAAUGCCUGCAUGCUCCCGAGGUCGAGCAUCGCGGUCGAGCAUACGGUCUGGCCAUCACCCACCGGUCCGGUUGGAAGAUAGCAUACUCGGGAGAUACGAUGCCGUGCGAUAGCUUGGUGGAAGCUGGACAGGGCGCUACCCUUUUGAUUCACGAGGCUACUUUGGAGGAUGAAAAUGCCGCGAUGGCCGUCAUCAAGGGGCACAGCACGUUCGGCCAGGCGGUGGAUAUCGGAAGACGGAUGAAGGCGAAAUACGUCCUACUCAACCACUUUUCGCAACGAUACCCAAAGUUGCCUCGGGUGCAGCCUGUACCGAUCUCGGAGCAAGACGAUGCGACCAGGUCGAACCCCAAAGUCGCCCUAGCUUUCGACCUGAUGACCUUGCCGCUGAGGUCCUUUGACAAGGUAGCCGGGUACACGGACGCCAUGGAGGUCUUGUUCAAGGAGGAAGAAAAGGAGGACGUCGACAUCGAUGGGUCCGGCGAGACCGAGAGCGGGGGGAAGCAACAGAAGAACGGCAAGGCGCCCAAGGGAAAGAAAGAGAAGAAUGGCAAUGGCAAUGGAUCGACGGAGCUGUCUAAUUCUCAACGGAGAAAGAUGGAGAGGAAGCAGCAGUGGGAGACGAAAAAGACGCCAGGGGGGUGUUCGUCCCCUGUCGCAGGAGAGAAACGGCAGAGCGGGCCGAAGGACGAUGUGGAUAUGGAGAGGGGGACCGUCAAGCGGACCAAAAGCGAGAAUGUAGUUCUGCCUUCGGAGUCGGCCGCGUGAGGUGAAAGAUAAGACUGGAUCGUCCCUGAUCUCGUAUGGUGACAUGCAUGGCAUACAAUGUAAUGAAUAAUGUCACGAUCACAACAUUGGAGAGAUACCUUCUUGUUUG
Molecule: messenger RNA, 3210 nt
Organism: Filobasidium floriforme
Lineage: Eukaryota; Fungi; Basidiomycota; Tremellomycetes; Filobasidiales; Filobasidiaceae
Product: putative tRNA processing endoribonuclease
Exons: 9
Coding region: 216-3101 (961 amino acids)
Biological process (GO): mitochondrial tRNA 3'-end processing
Cellular component (GO): mitochondrion
Molecular function (GO): 3'-tRNA processing endoribonuclease activity
Source: RefSeq, a predicted model, not a curated record